GAGAACUCAACAACUGUACUGCUGAAUGUGAUAUACAUGCCUCAGAUCUCUGGCUCUGGGAGCUGCAGCAGAACUGCAGCAGAGAUCAGCUGCUCCUGUGAGAGCCGUGGGAAUCCCUCUCCCAGCAUGGAGUGGCGUGUGUCUGGACUGCGGGUCACUAACUCUACUGACAGAGUCAUCAGGGAGGAGCAGCUGGGGAACACAGGCCUGAGGAGCUCCCUCACCAUGCGCCACUCACAGGGAGACACGGCCACUCUCCUCUGCCUCAGUACCAACGCUCUCGGCACCUCCAGCCUCCAGCUCUGUGUCUCGUCUCCACAGCAACAGUCAGACUCUCCACCCAAACCCAAGUUAACCACAGAGAAGCUGGAGGUGAUGGAGGGGACCUCUGUGAGUUUGAGCUGCUCUGCUGCAGCCCCCUGUCCCAAACUCCCCCCAAAUCUGACAUGGACCCCCAGGCUGAGUGACAGUGUGGAUCAACUGCAAGAGAAUGAGGAUAAAACCACAUCUGUGUCUUCUGUUCUGACCUUCACUGCUUCCCACCUCUACCAUAGGCAGAAGAUCACCUGCAGGGCACUUUACACACUGCAACAAGGAGGCAAUCAGACGUCUGAGGCCAGUCUGACUCUCAAAGUCCGAUAUCCUCCAAAGAAGACCUCAGUGUCAGUCAGUCCCUCUGGUUCAGUGUUAGAGGGCAGCACAGUGACUCUGACCUGCAGCAGUAAAGCCAGCCCACCAGUUCAGAACUACACCUGGUAUAGAGUGAAUGGGACAGAGAUGAACACUGUAGGAACUGGACAGAAUCUCACCUUCAAUGUGACUGAGUCCAGUGGCAGUGAACAGUACUACUGUGAAGCACAGAAUGAACAUGGCAAGGAGAACUCAACAACUGUACUGCUGAAUGUGAUAUACAUGCCUCAGAUCUCUGGCUCUGGGAGCUGCAGCAGAACUGCAGCAGAGAUCAGCUGCUCCUGUGAGAGCCGUGGGAAUCCCUCUCCCAGCAUGGAGUGGCGUGUGUCUGGACUGCGGGUCACUAACUCUACUGACAGAGUCAUCAGGGAGGAGCAGCUGGGGAACACAGGGCUGAGGAGCUCCCUCACCAUGCGCCACUCACAGGGAGACACGGCCACUCUCCUCUGCCUCAGUACCAACGCUCUCGGCACCUCCAGCCUCCAGCACUGUGUCCCGUCUCCACAGCAACAGUCAGGAGUACACCUGCAACCACUGCUAUAUGUUAUCAUUGUAGCACUGAUUUGUCUGAAUGUGCUGACUGUUGGAUUCUGUCUCCACAAAAAUAAAAGGUUGUCUAGAAGACUGAAGGGAGGGAGGGACGGUGACACAUACGGCAGUCUGCAGCUCGCCAACAUCAGCCCUGAAUAUGACGUGCUGCAGGUUAAAAACAAACACCAGAAAGACACUGUGACUGCACAAGAAGAGGCUGAUGACUACCAGAACACUGGAGAUGGAAACUGAGGCAGACGCAGUGGCUCAUUAAAACUAUGAGCUUGUUGUGUUUCCUUAAAAGCUGGUGUCUUUAAAAGCAUGAUCAAAAAGCAAACAUGAUCAAACGUAAACCUGAACUCUAAAUGGUACAGUUAAACAUUCUUCCUGCAAAUUGUAUUUUCAUUUUUUUAUUGUUUAAAAAUAGUAAAAAGGAAAAGGGGCCUAAAAAUGUGGCAUUUGGCAUGCAGAAGAAUAUUUCUGAGCUAGUGGUGUUCUGCCAGGAAGAAUGGGGAAAAUUCUAAAACCAAGAAUUGAAAAAAUGAGUUACAGAGUACUCAUUGACAGGGCUCCCAGACUUUUGCAUUGCGACUUUUUUUGAAACUAAAGAAUUAAAAUAAAUGUGAUGUUGCUUUAAAUUUGAAGAAAUGUGUCAUGUUUAAUGAUUUAGAGAUCAGGCUUGCUUAGACAUUAAUUUUAAAAGGCAGUUUGAGCAGGGGUGCCAAAAUCUUUGCACCCCACUGUAAAUUUGGCAGUUACCUGUUUUUCUGCAACCGUGUGAAUUUUCAGAGAGGAAACCAAGAGUUGUCCUUGGAAUGGAAUCUUGACUAAAGCAUAAAAUAAAUAAAUAAAUGAAUAAAUUCAAAUGGAAAUGUGCUGUUUGAUGCCAUUUUUGUAAAAUUUUUAUCUGUCUUUAUUUAAUCUGCAGACUGACUGCAUUACGGACGUAUGUGAAACUUUUUUACUCCUGCAUGAAAGGGCAGUUUUUUAUCUUUCACUUCCUGUUUUAGACUAUAUAAGAAAAGGGCACAGCAUUGAGGUCAGAGCAUUGAGGUUAAAAUUAGAUUAUUUUUUCACUGUUUCAUUUUUUCUCCAUCCUGAUACCCAUAACUUUGGCUUAAAAUACUGUAGGUUUUACAGUAAACCUACAGAAAACCUACAGCAGGAUAUGAUUUCAGUAUUUAGGUAUUUUCUGUGAUGCCAUGAUAAAGAAAAGACUGGAUGGGCAUUAAUAUUGGAUUUGUUUAAAUUAAGGUAAAAACUAUUGUAUAUACAGUACGACAACAAUUCUCUUUUAUGAUUGCUCUGUUAAUCUGUCGACAUUACCCGUGAAAUAAAUAAAUAAAAGUUUGCUGGUU
Molecule: messenger RNA, 2579 nt
Organism: Conger conger (European conger)
Lineage: Eukaryota; Metazoa; Chordata; Actinopteri; Anguilliformes; Congridae
Product: hemicentin-1-like
Exons: 9
Coding region: 37-1473 (478 amino acids)
Source: RefSeq, a predicted model, not a curated record